CUACUAUCUAUGUGUCCCCAAAUCCAUGAGUAGUGUUUACUUUUAGGGGUAUUUUAUCAAUAAGGUAGUUCCAUGGGUGGCCAGCUUCCCAAAAGUUUAAGAUGUCUGGACGUAGCAAUGUGCAAAAAGUCAGAGCUGCUCCAAAAUCCAAAUCUGUCAAAGCAGGGCUGACUUUUCCAGUGGGCCGUGUUCACAGAUUGUUGAAACAUGGGAAGUAUGCUAGGAAGAUCGGCUGCGGUGCAUCUGUAUAUUUGGCAGCAGUACUGGAAUACAUGACUGCAGAAGUGAUGGAGCUGGCAGGGAGUGUUGCUCAUAACUGCAAGCGAAACAGGAUUACACCAAGGCAUAUCCAGUUGGCAGUGAGAAAUGAUGAUGAAUUCCAUAAACUUCUUGAAGAUGUAACAAUUGCUGAAGGGGGAGUUCUACCCAACAUCCAUGCUCAGCUUCUGGGCAAAAGAACAAAUGCCAGCAAAGGUGAACUUUCUCAGUCUCAAGAAAUGUAAACUGGGAACUUAUGUUAUUUGGCUUUGAAUGCACUUUACCUUUUUGUUAAGAUAUUUGAAACUUUGUUUGCAUAUGUAGAAUGAGUGCCGAGGUAUGAAAUGGUAGGUUUCAUGCAAGCACAAAACUGUGGAAUGAGACAGCUGAUACCAAUAUGUUGUAAAUAUAGCAUGUUUUGAGUGAUGUAAUGAAGAGGACACUUCUAACAUGCAUCAAUACAAGAAUAAACGAGGAAGAAAAAUCUG
This is a messenger RNA of Protopterus annectens (West African lungfish), 746 nucleotides long. Its product is annotated as late histone H2A.2.2-like. Gene Ontology annotation, molecular function: DNA binding; structural constituent of chromatin; protein heterodimerization activity. Gene Ontology annotation, cellular component: nucleosome. The record is from RefSeq and is a predicted model, not a curated record. The transcript has 2 exons. NCBI's taxonomy places the organism in Eukaryota, Metazoa, Chordata, Ceratodontiformes, Protopteridae. The coding region runs from base 102 to 503 and encodes 133 amino acids.